AGAAUUCGGGUUUUUAUGAAAGUUUUUGGUUGUGCUGAAGAGAGAUAAUGUCCAUCUCGAUGUCCAAGCUUAAUCAAGACAUUCUGCAACUACCGUAGUAAAAUUGCUAAAUAGGAGCAGAAUGACAGAAGUCGAAAUCAACAUGGACCAGUAACCGAACAAAAACCAUUCAACAUGCCGAGUGCCUUAUCGUGCCUUCCAGAAAUCUUCGCUAACCUUCUAGUAAUAUUAUGCCUGACGAGGACUGGCUAUGGGUGGUUGCCUGAUUUGAGCUCAAAACUUGUAAAUAGUAUUAAUCGAAUCCCUAGUAUUAGUUUCAAGAGUAAUGCAUCAUUACCUGACCAUUUCACUGUCUUGUAUCAAGACGACAACUCCAUUUUAUUGGGUGGCAGAGAGAAGGUUUACAAUUUGUCGGUGUUCGAUUUCAACGAGAGAAAGGACUCUUCCAUUUAUUGGGCCUCGUCCGAGGCGCAUUCUCAGCUGUGCAAUCUCAAAGGCAAGGCCGAAGAGGACUGCCAAAAUUACAUAAGAAUAUUGUUCCAGACUACGCCUGGAAAAUUUCUGAUUUGUGGCACCAACUCUUACAAACCGCUUUGCAGGAUUUUAAGGCGACAAAAUGACAAGAUGAUCGUCGAAAAGGAAAUGGAGGGCACUGGCUUGUGCCCUUACGAUCCGGAGCAUAACAGCACCGCUGUAUACAGUAGCGGUCAUUUAUUUUCAGCGACGGUGGCCGAUUUUUCAGGAACCGAUUCCCUGAUCUAUCGAGAGCCGCUUCGCACAGAACUAUCGGAUCUCAGACAACUUAAUGCUCCGAACUUCAUAAGCUCUCUGACGUACGGCGACUACAUCUACUUCUUCUUCCGCGAGACGGCCGUCGAGUACAUGAACUGCGGCAAGGUCAUCUACUCGAGGGUGGCCAGGGUGUGCAAGCACGACAAAGGCGGCCCACAUCAGUCCAGCGGCCGAUGGACCACCUUCCUCAAAGCUAGACUGAACUGCUCGAUUCCCGGAGAGUAUCCGUUCUAUUUCGACGAAAUACAAUCGACUAGCGACAUCGUAGAAGGCAGGUACGGAGAAGACAGAGCUGAAAAAAUAAUCUACACCGUCCACACGACCCCCACAAACUCGAUAGGCGGCUCUGCUCUGUGUAUAUUCACCAUGGCCAGCAUACAGGACGUGUUCGGCGGCGCUUUCAAGCACCAGGAGAGCAUCAACUCGAACUGGCUGCCUCUCUCCGAGAGCGUCGUCCCGAAUCCCAGACCGGGCGAAUGCGUGCCCGACAGCCGCGUGCUAGCCGACAGGAACGUCAACUUCAUCAAGACGCACCCGAUGAUGGAGGAGGCCGUGGGGGCCAUGCACGGCAGGCCUGUCUUGGUCAGGGUCAGUCUGCAUUACAGGUUCACUGCGGUGGCGGUGGACGGUCAGGUUAGGACGAUCGAUGAUGAGACGUACGAUGUGGUUUAUAUCGGCACAGAUAAUGGGAAAGUGUUGAAAAUGGUGAACAUUCCUGGGAUAAAUAGCACCAAAGCUCAUGUGAUCUCUGAAAAUGAAGUGUUCUCCAUAAACACUCCGAUAAGGCAGCUCAAAACAGCACCUGGCUAUGGAAGAGUCAUUGCUGUUACCAAGGAUGAGGUCAAACUGAUAACCCUUAACCAUUGCGAAACCAUCCAUCACUGCAACGAAUGCAUGGAAUUGAGGGACCCCCACUGCGCAUGGGACCUGAUGAAGAGCGCCUGCGUCAGCCUGGACGCUGUCACCUCCUUCCGCUACCUCGUCCAAGACGUAAAAAACGGCAACAUACUCAAGUGCAAGAACUCGCCGACCAACGACAACGAAGUGUCAGUUGUCAAGCACGAAAGAAAAGAAUUCGCGGACGAUCCCCUGGAAGAUGACGGUUUCGUGGACGAGCUGAAAUCGAAAGAAGCAGCAGAGGAGGAGAGGAAAGAAUGUGGGGAUUUGGGAAGAGUGGCCUCUGAUUAUCUGCAUAUGAUUGUCGGUGGGGCUAUAGUUGGGGGGCUGGUUUUCGGGUUCGUUUGCGGGUAUUUGGUGUCGAGAAGAUUUCACGCGCAUCCCAAUGCGCCGUCUUUUAUCGAACAAAGGAACCAUUUGGAUAGACUGAACGUGAAUCAAAAUAGUUUUUUAACCCCCAGACCGAAGACAGUCAAUCUGGAUGUCUUGAAUGUCUCAGCGGAGACUCUGCCGCCCAAGAAGGAUAAUUUGGAUUCGUUGAAGAAUUUGAAUAUUACUAAUGAAGGAACUCUACAGAAGAUAAAGAAAACUUAUAUUUGAUACAAUACAAAUACAAUUAAUUUUUUUCUAC
This is a messenger RNA of Phaedon cochleariae (mustard beetle), 2320 nucleotides long. The record is from the annotation of a GenBank genome assembly. NCBI's taxonomy places the organism in Eukaryota, Metazoa, Arthropoda, Insecta, Coleoptera, Chrysomelidae.